GUUGUCAUAGUGACGGAGGGCAGCAAGAAGAGCCCGCUCACUGCGCCACCUGAUUGUGAGUGCGAGAGCGAGAGAGCCAGACAGAGGGCAGAAAACAAGCGACACAGAGUUGUGCUGCAGCAGCGAUGGGAAGUCGGGCUCUUUUUUUGCUGUGAUCAGAUUUUCAUCGCCGUGGGGACCGGAGGCUCUCCGUCUCUCUUUGUCUCUUCGUCUCAAGCAGCCAGCUUGGAUUAUUGCUGCUUGCCUGUGCUUUUAACGGGAAGAUGCUGAUGCACUGUGGCAUGUGUGUCAGGUGUGUAUGAGAUGGAAAUCCAUGUGUGCUGAUUCCCAUGAACGCACAGCGAGUCUUGAUGCUGCUGGGGGACACACAGCAGGCCUGACCGGGGGCCCUACAUGCCAUGGAAGAAUGCAAGCAGAUCAUGGCACGGCAGAAAUCUAACAGCCAGUCAGACUCUCACGACGAUGAGGUUUCUCCUCCUCCUCCGAACCCGGUCGUCAAGGCCCGCUGCCGCAGGGGAGGAGUCAGCGCCGAAGUGUACACCGAGGAGGAUGCUGUCAGCUACGUACGCAAGGUGAUUCCUAAGGACUACAAGACCAUGACUGCCUUGGCCAAGGCCAUCUCAAAGAAUGUGUUGUUUGCUCACUUGGAUGACAAUGAGAGAAGUGACAUAUUUGAUGCCAUGUUCCCUGUCACCCACAUUGCAGGGGAAAUAGUUAUCCAACAAGGCGAUGAAGGAGACAACUUCUAUGUGAUUGACCAAGGUGAAGUGGAUGUUUAUGUGAAUUGUGAGCUGGUGACCAAUAUCGGAGAGGGAGGAAGCUUUGGCGAGCUGGCCCUGAUCUAUGGGACUCCACGAGCUGCCACCGUCAAGGCCAAAACGGAUCUUAAACUGUGGGGCAUUGACCGGGACAGCUAUCGUCGCAUCCUCAUGGGAAGUACUCUGAGAAAGAGAAAGAUGUACGAAGAGUUCCUCAGCAAGGUCUCCAUCCUCGAGUCUUUGGAUAAGUGGGAGCGCCUGACUGUGGCUGAUGCUUUGGAGCCAGUUCAGUUUGAGGAUGGGGAGAAGAUCGUAGUGCAGGGAGAGCCUGGAGAUGACUUCUUCAUUAUUACAGAGGGAAUAGCCUCUGUUCUGCAGCGCCGAUCUGACAAUGAGGAGUAUGUUGAGGUCGGACGCCUCGGACCCUCAGACUACUUUGGUGAGAUCGCCCUGCUGCUGAACCGUCCCCGGGCGGCCACCGUCGUCGCUCGCGGACCCCUCAAGUGCGUGAAGCUGGACCGGCCCCGCUUCGAGCGCGUGCUGGGGCCGUGCUCCGAGAUCCUCAAGAGGAACAUCCAGAGAUACAACAGCUUCAUUUCCCUCACCGUGUGAGAGCUCGACCCCUUAGCUCCCACUCCACCAGCAGGGUUGUGCACCAUCAUCAGCAGCAUCAGAGGUUAAGCGUCAGGGUUGGGAACGAGGGGGAGUGUUGGGACACAGGGUGAACAGCAAUUUUAAAUACAAAAUGACACAAAAAGCUUGUUUCUUACCUUUACUUUUUUCAAUUUACGUUCUUUUUGUUUUUUUAUCCUGUGCACUUUGACUCAAACUACUUGUCAUGUAGCUGUAAAAAUCAGAAGAGGACAGAAACCAUUUAAAUCAUGAUCUAAUGUGAAUGAGUCGCUUUACGAUGCACGGGGGACUUGCAUAAAAAUGGUGUUUGCACUUUGAUGUAUUUUACGGAGCAUGCGGACACAUUCAGGAACCACGGAGGAAGUGAAGUUAUGUUUACGCAAAGCGUCAGGAAGUGGGUAUACAUUUCUUUGCUCGCUGGAUAUUGUUGCUUUUUGAUGCCUUUUUAUUUUUAUUUUUUUAUUUUAUCUCUGCCUGUGCGUUGCAUCUUUUCUCGAUCAAAACAAACACGUACUACACAGAUCUUUGUAAUCUUCCCUGAAAUGUACCAUAGUCAGAGAUGUAUGAAGAAAACAUUGCUUGGCUGUUUUAAUAUUUUCUUUGUGUCGAAGGAAUAACUUUGUUAUCCUUAUCAGGUUGAAGAUUGUUAGAUGUAGCUGGGGGCUUACUUUGUAGAUUUUUUAUUGCUAACAUAUACAACAAUAAAAAAAAAACAUUAAAUUUGGGUUAAAAUAUACUGUCUGUGCAUCCAAAGAGUGAUGCAGCUCUUUCUUGCACUGGUUUUCCUAACUCUAGCAGCUAUUGGGGCCAAUUUGACAGAAUGGUAUGGAUAAUUACUGUCAGAUACUGCAGUGUAGAAAAUUUUUCUUUUUUACCUACUUUAUCUUUUAUGCUGCUCUCUCAAUUUUCUUCAGUUGGUGAUUUCUUGCUCUCUGGGCCUGUUUUAAACCACUCUGCGGAGUUUGGAUCUGAAUUUUAAAGCUGAUGUUCAGAGCGAGCUUCCGAGAUAUUUUCUUUUACCUCCCACAUCAUCUUGCUCAGAUAAACUUGGAUCAUCAUCCAUCCGUCCUUGACACAGUUCCAGGUGUUUUAAUCUUUUUAAUUAUUACUCUCACUGCAGUUGUGAGCAAGUCGAGGCAAGAAGCUAUUAACUUGUAGCCAUUUCCUGAAUUAGGAAGAUCAACACACAGGCACACACCGAGUGAUUCUGAAAUGGAUUUUGAACAUGUCACACUGUGUGAGCUUGAUUAUAUAAAAGGUUGUUGGUAACAAUGCCGUUCUGUGCGACGGGAGAUGGCAGAUUGCAGGGCUGCUGCAAAUGCAGAUUCACAGCAGAAAUGGAAAGUUUUGGAUGGGAAAGCAGAGUUGGAUCAUGGACAGAAGGAGUGGAGAACGAAGAAAAGAAGACAUUGUGGAGACACUUAUUACUUUCCUAGAUGAGAGGAAUAGGAAAGUAAUAAGGUUUUAUAAAUGUCCCCUUAAUAUUUUUUUAUAAGUUGGCUUUGCUCAGUGAAAACCCUGCAUCUUUUGAAUCAUAUUCAUUUAUGAAAUGUGGAUGAGAGAAAUUAUGCUCUGUUUCUUGUCAUAUUUAUUCCCAGAGGCUCUCCCUGCACAGUGUGAACUUGGCUUCUGAGUCACAUCAUAUUUAUUCCCCAGCGAAACAAGAUUACUUGAUUACUAAUCAAAACUUUAGAGACUUUCUGGUUAACUUAAAAUAUGUGGAAAAAAUAAUCAAACUUUUGGAUUCUGGAAACAUACUUUUCCCCCCCUACUUAUAAUAAAUGUACUCAAGUUUUUUUUUUCUUCUAAAUUUUCAGUGUGACAUUCACUUCUAAAAGAAAAUAUUUUUUGAAGAAUUUUCUAACACUAUUUUGGGGGAAAAGAAACACAUUUAUUAAACCCUUUACUUGAAUGGUUUGAGCAGUGUUAAACUGGAAGUUCAUCUUGGUCAAUAUAUCAGUUGCUGGAGCCUGAAGAUGUCAGCUCUGAAAAUAAUAAUAGCAUCUUCUCAGUUUGAUAUGAUUACCAUUUUUCCCCACUUUAUGAGAAACUGCGGCCCAGCAUCACACUUUUGAUACACAGACAGUACUUUUUGAGAGCACUUCUUCAUUCCUGUUUUUAGCUGUUCUGUCAGGUUAGUUGAAAAUUAACAAAAAUAUGUAGAGAUUCUAAUGUUUCUGUGAGCUGUUGUUCUCCAAAGGUUCAGUCGUGUCAUCUCCAUGCGACCGAACCUUAAAGGCUUACACCGUCUCAGGACUGAAUAAAGAAAUCUGCUUGUUUUUGAGGUGAUUUUGUUUGAUGUUUUAGUACUUUUGCACCACGUUCAAGUUUAAAACAUUAGGACAGCACCGUAGUCUGAUUCAAAUGUUUUGAAAUGUUCUCAAUAAGAGAAAGUUGAGACAACUAAGAACUUGUGUUGGUUUCCUUCGAUCUACAGUUCUGUCAGCAUUGCACAACUGACCCGAUGUAAAAUUGGGACCUUAAGAAAAAGAGUCUUUCUGUAUUUCUCUUCUGUGUAUCUUUUUUUUUUCAACUAUCAAACCAUCUUGAGCAAAUAAAGAUAAGCAUCAGAAACUC
Molecule: messenger RNA, 3968 nt
Organism: Xiphophorus couchianus (Monterrey platyfish)
Lineage: Eukaryota; Metazoa; Chordata; Actinopteri; Cyprinodontiformes; Poeciliidae
Gene: prkar1b
Product: protein kinase, cAMP-dependent, regulatory, type I, beta
Exons: 10
Coding region: 399-1370 (323 amino acids)
Biological process (GO): negative regulation of cAMP-dependent protein kinase activity
Cellular component (GO): cAMP-dependent protein kinase complex; cytosol
Molecular function (GO): cAMP-dependent protein kinase inhibitor activity; protein kinase A catalytic subunit binding; cAMP binding
Source: RefSeq, a predicted model, not a curated record